Messenger RNA from Bacillus rossius redtenbacheri, 2166 nucleotides. RefSeq lists its product as uncharacterized. The record is from RefSeq and is a predicted model, not a curated record. The coding region runs from base 1 to 2166 and encodes 721 amino acids. NCBI's taxonomy places the organism in Eukaryota, Metazoa, Arthropoda, Insecta, Phasmatodea, Bacillidae. The transcript has 3 exons.
AUGAUCCGCAACAGCGCACAGGUCGAGCGCGGCUCGUCAGCUCAGCUGACGGGCGACGGCAGCUGGAGAAGUGUCACGUGGAGCCGACCAGCGCCCGCCACGCCGGCUGCCGUGACUUUCCCGCGCCAGAAGAAAGCGCUCGCCUCGUCUCUGCGACUGGACCGGGAGACUGCAGCCAGCACAGGCCUCAGCACAGCCGGCAAGUGCACAGUGGGACAGCCAGGUCACGACAGAGCUCAGGACACCAGUGGCAGCUCUCAGACAGGCCUCAGCACAGCCGGCAAGUGCACAGUGGGACAGCCAGGUCACGACAGAGCUCAGGACACCAGAGGCCGCUCUCAGACAGGCCUCAGCACAGCCGGCAAGUGCACAGUGGGACAGCCAGGUCACGACAGAGCUCAGGACACCAGUGGCCGCUCUCAGACAGGCCUCAGCACAGCCGGCAAGUGCACAGUGGGACAGCCAGGUCACGACAGAGCUCAGGACACCAGUGGCCGCUCUCAGACAGGCCUCAGCACAGCCAGCAAGUGCACAGUGGGACAGCGAGGUCACGACAGAGCUCAGGACACCAGUGGCCGCUCUCAGACAGGCCUCAGCACAGCCGGCAAGUGCACAGUGGGACAGCGAGUUCACGACAGAGCUCAGGACACCAGUGACAGCUCUCAGACAGGCCUCAGCACAGCCGGCAAGUGCACAGUGGGACAGCCAGGUCACGACAGAGCUCAGGACACCAGUGGCCACUCUCAGACAGGCCUCAGCACAGCCGGCAAGUGCACAGUGGGACAGCCAGGUCACGACAGAGCUCAGGACACCAGUGGCCGCUCUCAGACAGGCCUCAGCACAGCCGGCAAGUGCACAGUGGGACAGCGAGGUCACGACAGAGCUCAGGACACCAGUGGCCGCUCUCAGACAGGCCUCAGCACAGCCGGCAAGUGCACAGUGGGACAGCCAGGUCACGACAGAGCUCAGGACACCAGUGGCCGCUCUCAGACAGGCCUCAGCACAGCCGGCAAGUGCACAGUGGGACAGCGAGGUCACGACAGAGCUCAGGACACCAGUGGCCGCUCUCAGACAGGCCUCAGCACAGCCGGCAAGUGCACAGUGGGACAGCCAGGUCACGACAGAGCUCAGGACACCAGUGGCCGCUCUCAGACAGGCCUCAGCACAGCCGGCAAGUGCACAGUGGGACAGCCAGGUCACGACAGAGCUCAGGACACCAGUGGCCGCUCUCAGACAGGCCUCAGCACAGCCGGCAAGUGCACAGUGGGACAGCCAGGUCAGGACAGAGCUCAGGACACCAGUGGCCGCUCUCAGACAGGCCUCAGCACAGCCGGCAAGUGCACAGUGGGACAGCGAGUUCACGACAGAGCUCAGGACACCAGUGACAGCUCUCAGACAGGCCUCAGCACAGCCGGCAAGUGCACAGUGGGACAGCGAGGUCACGACAGAGCUCAGGACACCAGUGGCCGCUCUCAGACAGGCCUCAGCACAGCCGGCAAGUGCACAGUGGGACAGCCAGGUCACGACAGAGCUCAGGACACCAGUGGCCGCUCUCAGACAGGCCUCAGCACAGCCGGCAAGUGCACAUUGGAACAGCCAGGUCACGACAGAGCCCAGGACACCAGUGGCCGCUCUCAGACAGGCCUCAGCACAGCCGGCAAGUGCACAGUGGGACAGCGAGGUCACGACAGAGCUCAGGACACCAGUGGCCGCUCUCAGACAGGCCUCAGCACAGCCGGCAAGUGCACAGUGGGACAGCCAGGUCACGACAGAGCUCAGGACACCAGUGGCCGCUCUCAGACAGGCCUCAGCACAGCCGGCAAGUGCACAGUGGGACAGCCAGGUCACGACAGUGCUCAGGACACCAGUGGCAGCUCUCAGACAGGCCUCAGCACAGCCGGCAAGUGCACAGUGGGACAGCCAGGUCACGACAGAGCUCAGGACACCAGUGACAGCUCUCAGACAGGCCUCAGCACAGCCGGCAAGUGCACAGUGGGACAGCCAGGUCACGACAGAGCUCAGGACACCAGUGCAGCUCUCAGACAGGCCUCAGCACAGCCGGCAAGUGCACAGUGGGACAGCCAGGUCACGACAGAGCUCAGGACACCAGUGGCCGCUCUCAGACAGGCCUCAGCACAGCCGGCAAGUGCACAGUGUGACAGCUAG